UUUAAGCGCCCUAAACUGCGUGCAUGUUUACAAUUGCUUACGAUGGAACAAGAGCUAAUCGACAUUGAGUGCUAUCGCAAAUCUGUGCAAAACUACAUAGAUCUGCGUCGGUACCAGACGGCUCUGUUUUGGGCCGAAAAGGUAACAGUUCUUAGCAAUGGCGAACCGCGCGAUGUGUAUUGGGAGGCACAAUGUAUGUUUUUGCUGCGGGAAUUCCAGCGUGCAGCGUAUGCCAUUCGAAGUCGUGGGCUGGAGAAAACAAAUCUGCUCUGCCAUUACUUGGCCGCUGAAUGCCUAAACGAAGCCAAGGAAUACCAAGCUGCACUGGAAAUCCUCAAUUCGGUUGACUGCGAAACACUACCGUGUGCUAUGGGCGGCCGAAAUGGUUCAUGCACAACAACGAGCAUGAAGGAUGAUUCUAUCACGGACGAAAGCCAUGAUGGUAGCGUAUAUGAGGAACCGUUUAAAAACGACAUCAUUGCGUCGGUGUACUUUCUCAAGGGUAAGGUGUUGGAAUCAAUGGAUAACCGCAGUCUAGCGAUGGAUUGUUACGUUCAAGCGUUGCACAAGUCAGUUUACUGUACCGAAGCACUCGAUGCGCUGGUGCAACAUGACAUGCUGAUGGCCUGGGAGGAAAAGGAACUGAUACAGCACAUUCCAAUGGUGCAGCAAUGUACGGAAGCGGAGAGAAAGGUUCUCAAGCGAUUGUACGAGAGUAAGCUGAAGAAAUAUUAUGAAUCGAUUGCAAUGCAAGCCAAUCUGGAUGAUCCACCCGUAUCCUUAAUGAACACUAGCCUUUGGCACGAGCUGAAGGAAAAGAUGAAAAAUUGUAAAAACAACGAAACGAGUAAAUCCUCCACCUCGAAAAGCUUCACGCCAGGGCCACGCUCAAAACAGAAACCAACCGAGAUCAUGUCGCCAGCGAACAAAAUACUGGAAGAUCUUAAGAACAAUCCAUCCUACUUGAUCCACACCUCCUUAACAAGAGCAUCACUGCUCGGCACGAGCUUGACUGGGGGUUCCACAAUGCUCAGUGCUGGAGGAACAAACAACUCGCGCCAUGAAACGCCUUUCCGCAUCAAUCGUCCAAAGAUUAACUCCGCAGCAUCGACUAUUCCGUAUGAUCAGUGUAUGGAUAAGCUAGAAUCAAGCAUAGAUUUAAUGAUCGCUCGGGCAGAAAAAUACUUCUACAACUGUGACUACCGGCGAUGUAUAAAAAUGCUGGAGGAAAUUCUGAAAAAGGAUCCAUACCACAAGCGAUCGCUCACGGUACAGAUAGGAUGCCUGAUGGAGAUGAAGGACUGCAAUCGACUGUUCUAUGUCGCCCACAAACUAGUUGACUUCUAUCCGGAUGACGCCAUUUCAUGGUAUGCGGUCGGGUGCUACUACGAUCUGAUCGGCAAAAGCGAUCCAGCAAGACGAUACCUUUCAAAGGCAACGGCACUCGACCGACUCUACGGCCCGGCCUGGUUAGCUUACGGGCACUCGUUCGCCAAGGAAAACGAACAUGACCAGGCGAUGGCAGCAUACUUUAAAGCAACGCAGCUGAUGCGCGGAUGCCAUCUACCCCUGCUGUACAUCGGCGUCGAGUGUGGUCUGACAAAGAAUCACGCGAUGGCGGAAAAAUUUUUCUACCAAGCAAUGUCGAUUGCACCGUUGGAUGUGUUCGUUUUGCACGAGCUGGGUGUAUUAAAGUACGAGUGUGAAGUUUACGAAUGCGCAGAGGAAAUUUUCCGCAGCACUCUGGAAAUGGUGCGAACGAUGGUGAAACAGAAUAAUGAACAGUUGACUGCCCGCUGGGAACCAUUGCUUAAUAACCUUGGCCAUUGCUGCAGGAAAAACAAAAAGUACGAGGAAGCGUUAGAAUUUCAUCGAUGGGCUUUGUCGCUGAAGCCACUGAAUGCGGCAACAUACACCGCAAUCGGAUUUGUGCAAGCAUUAAUGGGUCAACUGUACGAUGCGGUAGAUUCUUUUCACAAGAGUUUGUCUCUCAAACGAGACGACUUGUUCACCACCACGAUACUGAAAUAUGUGAUCGAAGAUCUGACGGAAGAGCAAACGCUUCCAUUCAACUCCGCGGAAGGCACAGAGGAGGAGGAUGACGAUAAGGAGAGCGAUAAAGCGGAUUUGUUGAAGGACGACGGAGCUAAAACAUCGGCUGAACCGGAGUCGCGCAGCGUCAACGAAGGAGAGAGUGAGGAGGUCAGUGGUAGCGUUCCUAGACCUACACUGCGAAUGCAGUUGAAUUUUGACGAAUGGUACACGAAAACAUCUCCGAUGAGCGAUACAAGUGCGGAUGAUAUGAGUAUCGAUAUAUAA
Messenger RNA from Anopheles maculipalpis, 2319 nucleotides. It is a transcript of the gene Cdc16, whose product is annotated as cell division cycle protein 16 homolog. The transcript is spliced from 3 exons. The record is from RefSeq and is a predicted model, not a curated record. Gene Ontology annotation, biological process: cell division. Bases 43 to 2319 code for a protein of 758 amino acids. Gene Ontology annotation, molecular function: protein binding. Lineage: Eukaryota; Metazoa; Arthropoda; Insecta; Diptera; Culicidae.